CUACGUCUCUAACUAACUUCCGUUAGAGAAGAAGAAGAAGAAGCCCCGGAAGCAGGCGAUAGUAGCAGCCAGCGUUAGCAUCAGCUGUUCGGCAGGAAAAAAAUCAGUCAGGUGUUGUUAUUCUGAGAUUCUGAUGUUUAGAACUACACACCUUAAAACUGCUGUGGAACUACACCUGCCAGUUGCUAAUAGGAGAGGAAACACACUGACGGGUCUGCAGAGUUCUCAGGGUCUUCAGAGUCCUCAGUGUCUCUGAUGAUAUGAGCAGCUCUGCUCAGAGGAAGAGGAGGACCACGGGGAGUCCUCUGGUUUCCAGACCCAGCACCAAGACCAGCAGAUCGGCUAACGCUAGGAGGACGGCUAACGCUAAUAGAGCAGCUAACAGGACGGCUAGCAGGACAGCUAGUGUAAGCAGGAUGCCUGAUGGUGACACUGCCCCCCGCACAGAGACCAUCGAUGUGAUGGACAACACUGAGGACAGUGUGGAGGAGGUGGUGGAUCUGACCUGUGAAGGAUCAGAAGCUGCUGUGGUUGACCUCACAAACAACGACUCAGUACUGCUGGUGGACGAAGGUCCUCAGAACAGGCGAGUCCCAACAGGUGAGAGUUACAUCGUCAGCAGUGAUGAAGACGAGGACACACCCCCUGUCCUCAAGGCAGCCAUGGUGUCCUCUGUACACACCUCCAGGUCGACUCCGGGGAUGGUCAGCUGUCCCGUCUGUCUGGACUCAUAUUCUGAGAUCAUCGACAGCGGCCGAUUGGUUGUUUCCACUAAAUGUGGUCACGUGUUCUGCAGUCAGUGUCUAAGAGACGCUUUGACAUCAUCACACACCUGUCCUACCUGCAGGAAGAGACUCACCCACCGCCAGUACCAUCCCCUCUACAUCUGACAUCACUUUGACAUUACCACAAACCUUAACUGCUGUUGGACGACAUAUUUCCAGUAACAUCAUCAGAUGUUUUUCGCUGCUCAAACUUUUUUAUUAUUUCAGGUUUUUUUUUUUUUUUUUUAAAUCAGAAACAUGAAACCUUGAGUCAGAGUUGAUUGAUUAUUGCUUGAUAAUUGAUAUGUUUUCGUUCUUCAGUUUUCAACUCAGACUUGUGUUUACGUCUCUGAUCGUCUCUUUAAAUGUUAAUUUUCUCAUGCAAUUCCUUCAUGUGUAAAAGUAGAAAUAAAUUCUAUUGAUUUCUGUGAAAACA
Molecule: messenger RNA, 1200 nt
Organism: Xiphias gladius (swordfish)
Lineage: Eukaryota; Metazoa; Chordata; Actinopteri; Istiophoriformes; Xiphiidae
Gene: rnf4
Product: ring finger protein 4
Exons: 8
Coding region: 261-890 (209 amino acids)
Biological process (GO): positive regulation of transcription by RNA polymerase II
Molecular function (GO): transcription factor binding; zinc ion binding
Source: RefSeq, a predicted model, not a curated record